Cebus imitator (Panamanian white-faced capuchin) is the source of this 2198-nucleotide messenger RNA. RefSeq names its product translation initiation factor IF-2-like. The transcript has 2 exons. The record is from RefSeq and is a predicted model, not a curated record. NCBI's taxonomy places the organism in Eukaryota, Metazoa, Chordata, Mammalia, Primates, Cebidae. The coding region runs from base 32 to 727 and encodes 231 amino acids.
GCCCCGGGAACGCUCAUUUUAAAUCAACGCCAUGCGGGACGUGGAUUUUCCACUCCUGACCGGCCCACGCCACCCGGCGAAAUACUGUGCUGCCUACGACCCUUCCAGCUUCGUCCAUCGCCAGGUCCUGGCCCGAGCCCGGUGCCCCGCUGCGCCCCGCCCCCGCGCCCAUCCCCGGCCCGCGCCCAUCCCCGCCCCGCGCCCUUCUCGGGCUCACAGCGCCUCAGCGCACUGGGGUCUUCUGAAGGAACCGGAACUCGGCGGGAAAGCGCACCGGGGCGGGGCCUCUGCGUGCGGCACUGCGCGUGCGCGCGCGACCUCUCGCGUCAUUUGGCCGCGCCCAGGUUUUACGGCACCGGCCGUAGGUCCAGGAAGCGCUGGUGACGGGGGACCGGAGGUUGUCCUUGGCAGGUUUUCCUCGGCGCUUCUCCAUGGAGGAGGCGGUACGCACGGCUGCACCCCCGAAUGCUCGCACCUGUCACUGGACGGCGACGAAAGCGGUGGCCGCGCGAGCGCAGGACUGGGCGGCCUGUGUGGGGGUGUGAGCCGCGGCGCCCCGGGCAGCAGCGCGGCCGGCCUGCGGACCAGGGUGAGGUCGCCACGCCUUCCUUUCGGGCGAGCGCCGGGGGCUGACCUGCGGGCGAGCCUGCCCGCCUGGAGUCCGAGAGGGGCUCUUCAGGCAACUUUCCUUUCCGGUGUUCUGAGUCGGAAGCGGUUUUCCGGGUAAUCCGUUGUGAGGAAACCACCACAAAAAACCUAAAUAGUUGUCUUUAAGGAACUUAAAGAGUUUACCUUGAAGAUAGAACAGUGAUUGAGAAUUAAAUUUAAAAGGCUGACUGAAUAGUGGAAAGAGGAGAAAAUGCCUGUUGGCUGGAGCCAAUUGCAGAAGGCUUUGUAGCCCAGCGUAAGGUGCACCCUGGCCUUGAGUGGAGAACGCUGUGGGUUGCAGGAGGAGCUGGGGGAGGCCUGUCUGAGGGGGUCAGGUCAGCUUCCUGUGCUGGGAAAUGAAGUGGGCAGGAGAGGGGUGGCUGGUCAGGGGACUCUGGAAAUCCAUAUGCACACGAUGGACCCAGCUGGUCAGAAAAGGCUUUCUCUCUGCUUUUGGUGUUUGAAAUGUCCCAUAACACAUAGAUUAAAAUAAAAGGGAAAGGAGAAAUAGAUUUUAAAUAGCAUCAUGAAACUUUAUGUAAAAUAAAUGUGGAGAAAAUUUCAUAUGAUAGCCUUAGGUUAGGAAUAAUUUUUAGUGACCUUAGGAUUAAAUGAAUAAAAUUCCAUUAUAUAUAUUGUUUUAAUCACCUCUUUACCUCAUCAGUGGGAGAAGGAUUUCCACCCCACAAUACUAACACUGGGCAGGUGAGAUGGACAGAAGUUUCCUAGUCUUUCGUUCUGAAUGGAAUGGAGAACCAGGGGCUGCAGGCAGCAGGCUUUGUGGUAACAGAAGUGCCUGUGGUUCCUGCAGAAAGGCUUUAAUAAUCGCUUUAAUAAUUCCUUGGGCUGGUGGGGCAAUGGGGCCUACUCCUCAGGCAUAAGCAGGACCUGUACCUGUGCCUGGUCACUGUGAUGACAAUUGUUUGGCAGCAUAGGGAGGGAAACUUGAACUGAGUUCGUUAAAAGUUCUCCCAGUUUUUGUCAGAUGUCAAGGCAACAUGUGAUAUUGGGUCUUAAUUUUAGACCUUACACCCCAUGUAUGUAACUUGCAUUUAGUGAAAGAUAACAUGAAGUGUUAGUAAAUAUUAGUAAAUUAAGUAGUUACAAAUUAGUUAUUUGAAAGUCAGGCUCAUAGUAUAAAUAAAAUCUGGAUGGAAUGCAGUGGCUCACACCUAUAAUCUAGCACUUUGGGAGGCUGAGGCAGGCAGAUUGCUUGAGCUCAGAAGUUACCAGCCUGGGCAACAUGGUGAAACUGUGUCUACAAAAAGUAUCAAAAUUAGCCAGGUGUAGUGUUGCACACUUGUGGUCCGAACUACUUAAGAGGCUGAGGUGGGAGGAUCACUUGAGCCUGGGAAGUCGAGGCUACAGUGAACCAUGAUGGUGCCACUGCACUCCAGCCUGGGUGACAGAAUGAGACCAUGUCUCAAAAAAUUUAAAUUUGGAUUUGUGAGUCUGUUGUUAUACUGGGGUUAGAAUUGUAGAUAAACGGCUGGGUGUGGUGGCUCAGGCCUGUAAUACCAGCACUUUGGGAGGCUGAGGCAGGCAAAUUA